AUGGAUUUCAUUCGCAGAAAGGCUUCAAACGCAUUCUCUAGUCAACAAGACAACAAAGCUCCAGCAGAGCAUGAUAUUGGGCAUAGUCCCCCUAGUAAUCAACACCAGCAACAACAACAAGAGCUUCAGCAAUCGUCUAUUGGCGCUGAAGAACAGCAUCCAUAUGCAGCUCAACCACAACGUGCCGUUGUAGGCGAACAGCAGGAAGAAGCGCCGAUCCAGCAUGAGCCAACCAAAGGCCGUGAUCGUAAUAUCGAUCAGGAUUCGGCUCUCACGAACCAGCAAGACGAUAUGGUGAGCCACCGUGCUCAAGGUGGCGGUAGCCAUACGCCUGUCUGGGCUAAUGUCCCUAUGCAGUCGAACAUGCCUGCCCAUGAUGUCAAGCCUACGAAAGGCAAGAAUGUCGUGAAUAGGGCCCGUACUCUGUCUUCCACCCAUCAGAUGAUGCCGCUUUUGCCCGCUGCCGGUUGCUUCGACUUGGAUGCGCCGGGUAAUGCUCCUAUUAUUACUGGCUAUGACCAUGAUCGUCGAAGUGUCACUUCUAAAGUAGCUGAAGACGUCGAUGCUUCGUACAAGAGCAAUCUUCACAAGCAACAAAUUCAACCAGCAACAACAGCUACCGCUCUAGGACGUGGUGGCGUGAAAAAUGCUUCUACUGCUGCCGGUGUCGCUGGAGGAGCUGCCGGAGGAGCUGCAGCUGGCGGUAUAGUUUCCAAGUGUAUGGAGUACCUGCGUGGCCGAGAGUCCAAAGACGCUUCUCAAGAUUGGGACGAGCCGAUAGGUCCUUCGGACCAUUCACAAGAUAAGGAUACAACUUCCCCAGGUGGCCAGUUCCAACAAACAGAAAGUGGCAAGAUCCAAGACGAGGACUGGACGAAUCAAGAUGAUGCUAGCAAACUGAGCGAGCUUGGUGAAGGAGGUCAUUAUACACCAUCUGGCCAGAAAGCUUCUGGUACUCCUAUCGCCGCUGGUGCCGCUGGCGCUGCAGCAGGUGCUGCUGGCGGUGCUGCCAUAGCAACAAGAGAUACUAACUGGACGAACCAAGAUAAUGCCACCAAGUUGAACAAGCUUGGUGAGGACGGUCAUCACACAGCCUCCGGACAGCAAGUGAUGCACUCACCUCAGGAUGAUGAAGGUCUCCAUCAUCGCCAACCUUUCUCGUCGUCAUCGCAGCAAAGCCAAGAUGAUAUGGCUUCAAACCGGGCCGUUAUUGACGAAGAUGUGAACCAACAUUCCGAGGGGUUGGCUACUUCUGAAUAUUAUGGCACUCAGGACGAUUCUGUUAUUGAUCACAGCCAAGAUAUUGACAAUGGCAAAACGCCCAGUACUGUCUAUUCCUAUACACGAACCGAUGGGAAGUCGCCUGAAGAUUCGUUCUAUGGCCAAGCCAUUGACCAACCUGGUGCUUCGCACGAUAUUGGUUCUGGAGCAGGAAUCGGUGCCACGGCACUGGGUGCCGGAGCAGCUGGUGGUGCUGCAGGUUUAGGCGCUGCUCAUAUCUAUAAUCACCGUAACGCGUACGAUGAUUAUCAGCGCUCUCAGCCUUUCGAUGCUGAAAACGAUGCUAAGCGAGCUGCGCUAGACAAGACUGAUGCAGCUUAUGGCACCACUUCCGCCAUUGAUCCUAACGCAAAGGCUGGCCAGACAUACGACAGUCAAGGUGCCGGUAUUUAUGCUCCCUCGUCGGCAGCAAAUGAUAUGACCAUGCAUGAAGAUACUGGCAUGAAAUCUGACAUUCAAGAUCAACAAAAGCGAGAAGCGCUAGGUGGCUAUGAAGAGCAAAAUAACAGAACAUUCGGUCAUGAUCAACUACCUCCAAGAUCAGCAUAUGAUCAAAACGAUCCUUCUUCCACGGGUGCUUGGGACGAAGAAAAUGCGGAUCGCCCAUUCAAGGCAUCGCAGGACGACAGCACCUAUAAUCCAUUUACUCAAGAUCGUACCGCAUCUUCUUCCAAGCCAUCCAAUAUUAAUGCUGGUGAUAAUCCGCCAUGUCGCCCUGGUGAAUUCUUGUUUGAUGAGCCUCAUGGUAAUGCUACUAAAGCUACAGCAGCCGGUGCUGCUGGUGCUGGUAUUGGAGCAGCUGGAGCAGCUGGAGCAGCCGGUGUUGCUAGCACAAGAAAUAAGCAAGAUCCUUCCUCUUCGAUUAAGGAUGAUCAACUGAGACAGCAGCAGCCAAAGGAAUUCGAUGAUUUACAUCCAGCCUCCAACGGUUUUGAUGGCGUUGAGAAGCACCAGCAACAACAGCCUGAUCAGGAAAAGAGUACUGAUGAUGGUAUGAACAAGCAACAACAGCAUGAAAAGCAAACACUGUCCAAGAACAUGUCAGAUCAGCACCAGCAAUCGAAGGAAGGUCAGCAGCAACAACAACCGACUUGGGAUGGUAAACCCAUCGAUCAGAACCAGUCCAUGGCUUCUCAACGAGAGUCAUGGUCAGCAAUGGAUGCACAGCAGCCUGACAAUAUGAACAACGUCAUCGACGAUGUUUCGAACGGCGGUCUUCGCGAAACCAGUGUACAACAAAACGAUGGUGUGUUUGAGCCGCGUUCUACUCCACGUACAGCUGACCCCUCUGCAAAGGGCAUGGGCACUGGAGCUGCUUUGGGCGCUGGUGCAGGUGCAGCUACUGGAGCUUUAGCAGGUGACAAGUCUGAAUCAAAGCAACAACAACAACAGCCUACUGAUCAUCAAGGGCAACCAAUCACGGAUCGCAUCGAUCAAAAGGAGCAGCAAGAUAUUUCGAACAAACUUGAAGAUCAACAGCAGCAGGAUCUAUCACAGCAACAGUAUACAGAUCAGCAAAAUCCUAGUGACCAACAAGGCAUGGAUCAACGACAGCCAGGUCAACAACAGAGUAUCUCAAAGCAGCAACCGGGUGAUGCCAAUCAACAACCUGUUGAUUCAGUUGAUCAACAACAGCAACAACCUGAUCAACAACAAAGUGGUGCGGCCAAGAAUGCAGGUAUUGGUGCUGGAGCAGGUGCGGCCACCGCUGCUGCAGCUUCCGCACUAUCUGGCGACAAGCAAGCGCAACAACCUCACCAAAUUAGCAAAGAUGUUGACAACAGUACUUACCGCGGUAGACAAAAAGAUAAGCUUUCAAAGCAAAAUGUCGAUCAGGCUGAUAGUUCCGCCGAUGUGAAGCAACCUCAGCAGCAGAUGCAGCAAGGAUCACAAGCACCAUUUUCUUCAGAUCAGAACUUCAAACCUAGUCAUGGAGGUCCAGGUGACAAGGCAUACGGUCAACAAACUGGUCCUACUUUGGAUUUCAGCCGCCAACGUCAAUCCGUUACUGAUCAGCAGCAGUCAUUGUCGCAGCAAGAUCAGCAAAAGCCUUGGGAGCAGCACGAUCAGGUCCCACAGCAACAGCAAUUUAAGGAUGCCGCUGGUAUCAACACUGCCAAGUAUAAUCCCAAAAACACGAUGAGUGGCGGAAUAAAGCAGCAGUUCAAUAGUAUGAAUCCUGCUACUGGUGGUGAAAAGCAACAAUUUGCCAAUGCUACAGGUCCCAACAAAAGUGGUAUUGCUGGCGGUCUCGGCGCAGGUGUAGCUGCUGUUGCUGGAGGUGCCGCUGCAGCUAUUGGAGCUGCUACACGCCGUGGCUCAAAGGCCAAGUCAACAGGGAAGCAAAUGCAGCAGAAUAUUCCGACGACUCUAAACGGUGCUGUUGGCGGUGUCAAUGAGAACGCUGUGGGUAACAUGACUUCGCGUGAACAACAAGAAGUAUCGCAGCAGCAAGAGUCUCGUAAAGCCAGCGAGGUGCCUCGGGACACAAUGGCUACUGAACAGCAAUCAGUUCCUGCUAGUCAGAUAAUCCAGCAAGGCGGUGUAAUCUAUCAUGAGCCACAAGGUGGAUCUUCGUCUUUUGCCGCCGCACCUGGCCAAAAGGCUAUCUUUGUGGAUCAAAAUGGAAAGCAGGUUUUGCCAAGCCAGAUCCAAAGCAAUGCCGUUUUUGUGGAUCAGACUGGCGACCGAAUCCAAUCUAGCCAAUUGAACAAAGAUGCCAUUGCCCAGCAACAGCAACUACAUCAACAAGAAGCUUCUACUUCUGGUCAACAGCAACCUGAAUCACAUCAGGCAUCAACUGAUAUGUCUGGUCAACCUCAGGCGCAGCAUCCUCACCCCGCCGAACAACAACCAUCAAGUGGUGGUACUGCAGCUACUGGCGCUGGUGCUGGUGCAGUCACUGGCGCAGCAACUGGUGGUGUAAUCGCUGGACAGGGCUAUCGUCAACAACAAACAGGUGCUGGUAAUGGUAUGCCUAUGCAGCAACAGCAGCAACUACCUCAGCAACGCCAAUCUGUUCCGGGUGCGAACAACCCCGAUAACCGCGCUAGUUUCCAGAACUAUGUCAAUGGUAAAAUUGAGCAUCGACGUGCAUCCUUCAAGGAAAACAUUGGUAAGAUGUUCCACCUUGAAAACUGGAAACAAGAGGCUAGAGAAAUGAAAGAGCAAGCCCAGCAAAAAAUUGAAGGCUAUGAUGCCGUACGUCGCCGGUCAAGCGCUGGCGCAGCAAUGUAA
Molecule: messenger RNA, 4518 nt
Organism: Zychaea mexicana
Lineage: Eukaryota; Fungi; Mucoromycota; Mucoromycetes; Mucorales; Lichtheimiaceae
Exons: 13
Coding region: 1-4518 (1505 amino acids)
Source: RefSeq, a predicted model, not a curated record